GAGAAAAAUAUGUCUCACUUGGAUAUGAUAACUAUUGAUCUCUUAGAAGCUAUCGAUCAUGUGCUCAAGGAGACAAAGAUCAGUUCUUCAAGUCGUCGAAGAAGUUUAUUUUCGUUCAGAGAAGACCUCGGCAAGCUUUUACGUCCACCUACAUUACAUCCAGAACGGAAAGGUCUCCCAUACGUAAUUGGUUUAUGCGGAGGCAUUGCCUGUGGAAAAAGUAACAUAGCCAAGUAUCUAAAGGACGAACCUGGAUUUGAGGUAAUCGACUGCGACAAAUUGGCUCACACUUGCUAUGAGCCUGGAGGCGAACUUACCGAAGCCGUCGCCAAAAGCUUUGAUGGUGUGGUGGAAAAUGGCGUCAUCAAUAGAAAACUUCUAGGACAAGCUGUGUUCAAUGAUGAAGUGAGAGGCCUUUGUGUUUGA
Cylicostephanus goldi is the source of this 426-nucleotide messenger RNA. NCBI's taxonomy places the organism in Eukaryota, Metazoa, Nematoda, Chromadorea, Rhabditida, Strongylidae. The record is from the annotation of a GenBank genome assembly.